Molecule: messenger RNA, 1853 nt
Organism: Triticum aestivum (bread wheat)
Lineage: Eukaryota; Viridiplantae; Streptophyta; Magnoliopsida; Poales; Poaceae
Product: muscle M-line assembly protein unc-89
Exons: 4
Coding region: 126-1598 (490 amino acids)
Biological process (GO): regulation of DNA-templated transcription
Cellular component (GO): nucleus
Molecular function (GO): protein heterodimerization activity; transcription cis-regulatory region binding
Source: RefSeq, a predicted model, not a curated record
UAGCCGUGGCUAACAUAAAAAAGAGCGCCCAUUUCUCGGUUGGUUCGCGAAGCUUCGGCGCGGCCCCGAGAGAUUUUGAACUCCAGAGCUCUCGGCGAGGGUUUGGGCGGCGGAGGGAGGCGGGCAUGGCCGGGAAGAAGAGCGCCGCGGUGAGCUCCGUGCCUUCCGAGGGUGAGGAGAGUGCCGUCGUCCCCGGCUCCACUGCCAAGCGCGGGCCCGGCAGACCUAAGAUGGACCCCGUCCCCGCCGGUGCCAGCCCCGGCUCCACUGCCAAGCGCGGGCCUGGGAGGCCUAAGAAGGAUCCCGUCCCCGCCGCCGCCGGCGCCAGCCCCGGCUCCACUGCCAAGCGCGGGGCCGGGAGGCCUAAGAAGGUCGCCGCCCCCGCCGAGUCCGGCAAGGGCUCUGCUCCGGAGCCCGGGAAGAGCGAGAUGGGGGAGAAGGGGGCGACCCCGAAGAAGCAGGGGAAGGGGGAGAAAGAGAAGGCGAAGGCGGCGACCCCGAAAAAGAAGGAGAAGGGGGACAAGGCGGCGGCGCCGGAGAAGAAGGAGAAGGGGGACAAGGCGGCGGCGCCGGAGAAGAAGGAGAAGGGGGACAAGGCGGCGGCGCCGGAGAAGAAGGAGAAGGGGGACAAGGCGGCGCCCCCGAAGAAGAAGGGGAAGGGGGAGAAGGCGGCGGCGCCAGAGAAGAAAGAGAAGGGGGAGAAGGUUGCUACCAAGAAGAAGGAGAAGGGGGAGAAGGGAGGGAAGGAGAAGAUGGGGGACACGGCGGCGACCCCAAAGAAGAAGGAGAAGAAGGGCGGCGAGGCGGCGGAGCCCGGAUCCGGAUCCGGGAAGCAGGAGCCGUCCGGCGAAGCGGGGAAGCCCAAGCCCAAGCCCACGCCCAAGAAGGCGAAGCAGCAGGCCUCAGACGGGGCGGCCAAGGAGACGCCCAGCAAGAGGAAGCGCGACGACGCCGGGGAACCCCAACCCCAGAAGUCGGCCAAGAGCGCCAAAAAAGUGGACGAGGCCACGCCCACCAAGAAGAAGCAAGCCUCCUCCGGCGGUGCUGAGAAGGCCACCACACCCAGCAAGACACCCCAGAAGAAGGAGGCAAAGAGCGCCAAGAAAAGCCCCGGCAAGGCGGAGAAGGCCACGCCGACCAAGAAGCAGCAGGCCUCCGGCGGGCCGGAGAAGGCCACACCGAGCAAGAGGAAGCAUGGCGAUCUGGAAUCCCCAAAGGCGGCGAAGAGCGGGCAGAAUGGCUCUUCGCCUGCGAAGAAACAGAAGGGCAAGGCAGCAGGGGCGGCGCCGGUGGCUGCCGAGCCGGGCACCUGCAGCUUCCCGAUGGCGCGGGUGCGGCUGCUGAUGCGGGACAAGGACGCCACCAUCCGAUCUAACAAUGAGACCGUCUUCCUCGUCAACAAGGCCUCGGAGUUAUUCUUGGAGGUAUUUGCGAAGGAUGCUCAUCAGAAUGCCCUGAAGGAACGUAAAAAGUCAAUUACCUACGAGAACCUUUCGACGGCGGUGUGCAAGGAGAAACGGUACAAGUUCCUAUCAGAUUUCGUGCCACUGAGGGUGACGGCCGGGGAUGCACUCAAGGCUGUGGUGAAGGAGCCGUAGAAUAGACAGACAAGGUGGUGCAUGUCAUGCCAGUGCUUGUCCUGUGCUAGCUAGCCUGUGUAGUGUAGGGAGGGAGAAGGAGAAGGACGUGAUCUGAGGGUAGAGCUGUUUGUACUAGCGUGUUCUUCUCUGUCUGUCUGUCUGUACUAGGCAAGGACAGGUUGAGUAACAAGCAGAGUAAGACCAGUGAUGUUUGUGGAUGUAUGAACGACUACGUGCUGAAGCUCAUGUACCUGUGCCUGUGUGUUGUCUUGA